AUGGCUGAAAGUGACUGCUUCGUGAGCAAGCCUCCUAUUCUGGCGGCCCUAGAAAGCAAUAUGUUUGAGGUCCAAACAAGCGGGGAUAUUCGCACGCUUUCGAUGGAUUAUAGAGUUGAAGUCAAGCUGCAGCGAAAUAUUCCAAUCUCCCAGCAACAUGAACACUUGCGAGAGGCAGCCCUAAAGCAGACCCGCCGGCGCAUGGCGCGAGCAGAGCAUGCGAUUGACCCGGCAUCUGGCGAUAUCGGACAGUGUAUCUGUCCCGGAUGCAAAGCACCUCAGGAGCUUCUUCUAUCUCGACUGUCUCGAGGGGGGUGGCGUCCUAAAUGUCCUCCGCCAUACGAACCUCCUGAGCAGCCCCCGCCAUACGAACAGUCUCAACCGCCUCCGCCAUAUGAAUCGUCUAGUACAUCUUCGGAGGGAUAUCGGUCACGCCGGUCACCUCCUCCCAGGCUCCUGCUGGAUAGAAUCCCUGAUUACAACCCGCUCAAUAUUUGA
This is a messenger RNA of Aspergillus steynii IBT 23096, 498 nucleotides long. RefSeq lists its product as uncharacterized. The record is from RefSeq and is a predicted model, not a curated record. The coding region runs from base 1 to 498 and encodes 165 amino acids. The transcript has 2 exons. NCBI's taxonomy places the organism in Eukaryota, Fungi, Ascomycota, Eurotiomycetes, Eurotiales, Aspergillaceae.